GCACUGAUGGGUGACAUUGAAAGGCAGCUCAGAUGGGCAAUGAUAUGUGGCAUUGAUGUGCACUGGUAUGUACUGAUAUGUGGCAUUGAUGUGCACUGGUAUGCACUGAUAUGUGGCACUGAUGUGGCACUGAUGGGCACUGGCAUGUGGCACUGAAGGGCACUGGCACUGAUGAGCACUGACAGGUGGCACUUCUGGGGCCACACUGAUCAUCAGGGCACACUGAUCAUCACUGUCAGCGUGACAGCUCGAGAGGAGAGAAAUGCCAAUAACCGGCAUU
Staurois parvus is the source of this 280-nucleotide messenger RNA. Lineage: Eukaryota; Metazoa; Chordata; Amphibia; Anura; Ranidae. The record is from the annotation of a GenBank genome assembly.